AUGGCAGGUUGUAGGCAUUUUGUUUUUCUAGAUGGAUGCUUCUUGAAGGGGGUGUAUGGAGGGCAAUUAUUAUGUGCCGUUGGGAUAGAUGCAAAUGAUUGCAUCUAUCCCAUAUCUUGGGCUAUGGUUAGUAAAGAGAGCAAAGAUAAUUGGAAGUGGUUCUUGGAGAUCUUGGCACAAGAUUUGAGGAUAACUGAUAGCAGACAUUGGGCAUUUAUGUCUGACAGACAAAAGGGACUAAUGCCUGCAAUUACAGAGUGUUUUCCACUUAGUGAGCACCGGUAUUGUGUGAGACACAUUCACACAAACUUUCGAAAAACCUUUAGGGGCAAAGCACUAAAAGACCAACUAUGGGCUUGUGCUAAAGCCACUAACCUUCAUGUCUUUGAAAAAGAAAUGGAAAUUAUGAAGGGGAUGUCAGUGGGGGGACAUGAUUAUAUGAAAAAGAUAGAACCUAAACACUGGAGUAGGGCAUACUUUCAAAGCAAAUUUAAGUGUGACAUUCUAUUAAAUAACUUAUGCGAGUGUUUUAAUAGUAAUAUCCUAGAGGCUAGGUUAAAGGGAGUGAUCACCAUGACCGAGAUGAUAAGAACACAAUUAAUGAAAAGGAUUCAAAAAAGAAGGGAUGCAAUGAAGAAGGUGACAACAUCACAUUGCCCAAAAAUAUUGAAGAAGCUUGAAAAAUUUAAACAGUUAAGUUGGUUUUAUAAUACAACUUGGUCAGGAGGGGACAAAUACCAGGUUAUAGGGCCUAAUGGCCAGUUUGUGGUGGACAAGAGGCAGUGCACAUGCUCUUGUAGAAGGUGGCAAUUGAGUGGAAUUCCAUGUGGGCAUGCAAUAUCUGUGUUAUACUACAAUAAAGAGACACCCGAAAAUUAUCUGGACAAUUGUUACAAGGUUACCACAUUCAUGAACACCUAUAAGAAUAUACUAAAUCCUACUCAUGACAAAGAUUCAUGGCCUAAGAGUGACCAAGGUCCUGUCAUUCCACCUGAACCAGUGAACCAAAGAAGAGGUAGGAAAACACUUCUUAGGAGAAAGGAAGCUGAAGAAAACCAAGGCUUCACCAAUGGGAAGGUUAGCAAGAGAGGUGUUAAAAUGAGAUGUAGUGUGUGUGGUGAAACAGGACACAACAAGAGAUAUCAUGGACUAAAGGGAAAUAGAAAUGCUUCAGGCGGGCAAACACAUGGAGAGGCAAGCCAAGGUGAAUCCAUCACAGCAGAUGAUCAAACUGCAAUGAAUGAUGCUUUGAGACUAAUUGAUGAAAAUGAGAGAGCUGAAGCAAAUACAGAAGCAGGGGGAGAAUAUCACAUAACACCACCAGCAUUGGAUCAUCAGGUGUCACAGUUCAUUACAAUUCCUGUUCAAGCAAUUCAUGAAGCAACACCCUUAGUAGAAUAUUCUAUGAGACAGCAACAACAUGAGUCAGGGCUUCCUGUCACACGGGUUCCAACAAUACCUAACCAAAAAGCCCAUGUGGAAUUACCUACUGGAGAAACCCCAGUGAGAAGACCAAAGAUAACCAUUAGGUCUAAAAAAGCAAGGAUAAAUGAAGGACCUUCAUCUGAUGCCAAUCCACCAUUUAAAAAUCCUAUUUCUGCCGCAAUUGUCCCUAAGCUAAGGUCCCAGGAAACCGAAAAGAUGUCAAAGAAGGGAGUAGGGCGUAGGCAACAGUGUCGUCAAGAGAAAGAGGGCAUGGCUACCACCGUGAAAAUGGCUCCUCCGCUAGCUCAACCAACCCAUGAAGGAAAUGCGAUCGCUUUGUGA
Molecule: messenger RNA, 1767 nt
Organism: Dioscorea cayenensis subsp. rotundata (Guinea yam)
Lineage: Eukaryota; Viridiplantae; Streptophyta; Magnoliopsida; Dioscoreales; Dioscoreaceae
Exons: 7
Coding region: 1-1767 (588 amino acids)
Molecular function (GO): zinc ion binding
Source: RefSeq, a predicted model, not a curated record